Molecule: messenger RNA, 5586 nt
Organism: Parnassius apollo (apollo)
Lineage: Eukaryota; Metazoa; Arthropoda; Insecta; Lepidoptera; Papilionidae
Source: the annotation of a GenBank genome assembly
AUGCCGGACACGAGGGCUAAGCCUGUCCCGGCAAGCGAGUUGUCAGCCUCAGAAGAAGAGACUCUACUCGAGGAGUACCUUCAGAGGCAACUGGAAGAUGAUGUUGCGAGAAUAUUUGAUGAGUCAAUAUAUUCGGAUCUUGAGGUGGCAUGUGGGAAAUUAAAAAUACUUACGCAUUCUUGUAUACUAAAAGCACGUACUAAUAAAUUUUAUCAAAAACUUGAAACUUUCUUGCAUGUCAAUAUUGGACGCGACAUAUUUGACGAAAUAUAUUCUUUUAUAAGUGAUGCAUACGUUGAAUGUAACAUAAAGAAUCAAGAAAAGGAAAUUAUUAAAUAUUUAAAUGAAAAAUUAAAACUAGAAAAAAUUGAUUCUACAAAGCCUAAAAAAAGGACCGACAUUGUUACUACUGAUGAACAAGAAGUUUUUUUGACACCUAAGUGUCUAAGUCCAUACACUGAUAAACAAUUUAAAAAUAGUUGUCUUAGCCCAAGCACAGAAUUGACGAGGGAGUACUAUGCCUUGGUACCAAUAGACGGAAAUUUACUUGAUCAAGAGCUUAAUGAACAAGAUGCUUUAUCGAAUGCAUUUCAAUCUAUUAUAAAUACUCAAGCUAAGGAGAUUAAUAAACCUCUGGUUACACCUCGGAUUAAACCUACUACUUUAUCCCUUACGUCUAGUCACACAUCAAAAAUAGUAAAACAUUCCAACAGUUGUGAUAAUUUAGUUAGUUGUCAUUACGAAGAUAUUUCCCUUCAAAACGAAAAAGUCAUAGAAAAGAAAAUCACUUCCUCUACUAGUCAUAAAUCUAAAGUAUUUCAAGGUUUUGAAUCUAGCAAAACUUACGAUAAUACUUAUAAGUCUUUAAGUAAAGGUGAAUCAGCCGUUGAUAAAAUAGUAGAUCCAACAUAUUCACCAGACAGCUUAAUUACUGAUGAUCCUAGUUCGUCAUCAGAUUACUUAUCUGCAGCAUAUAACUAUUCCCCAGGAAUAAGCUCUACUGUUUGUCUAUCUCAAUUAAAUGUUGCGGAUACCAUUACGAAAAUGGAUAACAUAUUCAUCUCGUCAGAUUCAGGAUUGGAGAACACUGGUUUAUUGGAGAGUCUAAGCAGCCAUAUAGAUAUCACAUUAACUGAUAUAUCCUUGACAGAAAGCACACUUCAUGAACUGACGGAUGAUUUAAAUCAACCACAAGAUAUUCCGACUAGUCCAACAGGAGAAAAUCAGUUUCAAAAAUGGAAAUACAUUUCGUCGCGUGGUGAUAAAGCUUCAUUAAGUGGUACGUCUACUGAUACUAAUAAUGGACAAAAAUGCACUUUAACGUCUAAAAUAAAAGACACAAUGGCUAGCAACUCAUCAAAGGAAGAAAAACAGCGACAAAAUGAGGAAAUUGUGAUUUUAGAAUCUUCUUCUGUGUCUUCUGAAACAGGGUCGUGGGAGUCGGUAUUUCCUCAAAAGUUGGCUGAAAAAGAAAUUUGUGAGAAAUUUAUCAAUGACGAAAGACAAUUUACUAACGAUCAUGAUGUUAUAAUUGCAAAAAAAUGUCCUACAAAUUUUACCGAAAAUUUAUCUCCUCGUUUAGUACAAAAAUGUCCUAUUAAAUUUAAAUCUACUUCUUGUUUCGUUGAUGCUGCAAGUUUAGUAGACGAAGAAGAUGAUACUCAAGGUCUACCAAAAUCCUAUAAUGUACAUGAAAAGCCAUCAGAAAAGAAGAUAUCUAAUACUGUACCUGCUCCAAGUCAGCCAUUGCCGUGUGCCACCGUUUAUAAACAGGAUAUUAGUCCAAAUGAUUGGUCAGAAAGCAAUGAAAUCGAUGAUUCUUUAGAACAAGGAGGUAAUAGGGAUUCAGAUUCGAUACAAAAAGAUUUGUCACCAACAAUUUUUGAAAUUACACGUACUGCAGAAGAAUCAUUAAGCGCGAUUGGUUUUCAAAAUUCUACACAUUUUGAAGCUUCUAUAAGAACAAGCACACCGGAAUCAGAUUCUACUACAAAUGUAUUCACGUCGGAGACACCACAUAAUUCCAUUUUAUCACUGGUAGACUCCACAACAAACAACAAAUUGUUUAAUUUAGAAGAAAGUGAAACUGAUAUGGCAACUAUGGAAAGAGAUUUAAAAAAGUGUCUAAAUGUAAAGUAUAAUGAAUCUUCCCCUAUAAUUUCAGGAGGAGCUUCAAUAGAAGACCAUUUGCCUCAAAACCGCAAAAUUUUAAAGUACUCAUCUAAAACAUUGGGCGGGACACUUACAAAAUUUGAUAUUUGUAAUAACAAAAAUACUACAAAAACUGGUGUCUCUGCUUGGGUAGUUGACAUGUCAGAUGUGAAGUCUGAUGAUCGAGGUUCUAAUGUGAAUAUCAGUAACAAUAAACCUGGAGACCGAACAUGUGAAACUUUAAAAAAUGAAUAUAAAUGUUCUAACUAUACUGAAAAUUUUAACAAAACUGGUUCGGUGGAUUCUGAUAGUAGUGAAAAAUCCAGUCAUAAAUUCUAUAUAGACCUAUCAAGUUUGCCUGACUCUCUACCAGUAGAGAAUAAUAGAGAUAACGACAUACUGUCUGAGAAAAAGAAUAUAUUUUCUAUGUACAUUGAUUUAACCAAUGAAACACAACAGCCCAAAAACCAGCCCAAUGAAACACAGCCCAAUGAAACACAGCCCAAUGAAACACAGCCCAAUGAAACACAGCCCAAUGAAACACAGCCCAAUGAAACACAGCUCAAUGAAACAAAGCCCAAUGAAAUACUGGAGCAAAGCGUAGAUAUUUUUGAAAAAUUAGAGUCAUUAUGCAAUGAUCCAAAUGUCAGUAUUUCCGAAAUAAUUGCUAUUCCCCAGAAACAGUGUAAAACUAAUGAUGUUGAAUCGAGUUUAACAAAGAAAAUUGAGCUUAUACGAGAUGUUAAUGGAGAUAAAAUACAUCACACACUUGCAACAACUGUAAUUGAAGAGGAACCAGUCAUUAAACAGUCUCCCGAUCUUUUUGUAAAAUUGUCUGACUUAGAUAAACCCGUUAAUAAAACGGACAUAAAAAUGUCCCUUUUAAAACAAAAUAAAGGUACCAAUAGAUUAGAUGUAAGAAUGACAAGAUCGAUUCCUGAAAAUAAUUGGAAAGAAAAUCAUGCAUCUACUUCGAGAUCUACGGAAAUAAUGAGCUCAUUUCAUUCAGAGAACGCGUUGAGUUUAAACAGGUUAUUUCCUAACUUGAAAAAUGAACUCAGUAAAAGUAUGCCUGGAUCUCUGUCUGGUAGAACACAGUUCCCAUUACGUCAAGAAGCUUCUUCAAGUCAUGGAGAACUAGACGAGCAAACAUCAGACAUGUCGGAACUAAGUAGUGUCCAAAGUAGUAUCUGUCGUUCGGUUAAUGACAGUUCUACUGAAGAUACAAGUCAGACAUCUAGUUUAAUAGCCAGCUGCCAAUCUCGUCUGGGUCAAGACUUGUUACGGAUGUUUUUAGAGGAAAUAGCGACUGAUGUAGUAGUUGAAGUUGCUGGGAAACGUAUAAAGGCGCACAAGUGCAUUUUGUCUUCAAGAUGUCAGUAUUUUGCGGCUAUGUUAAGCGGAGGUUGGGUGGAAAGUGCUGGAAAUGUUAUUCUUUUGCCACCAUUUUCCCAUAACGUAAUACAUUUUGCUUUAUGCCACAUAUAUUCUGGCGUAUCAGUGAUCCCUAAUUCAAUAAGCAUUGUGGAGCUCGCUACGCUUGCCGACAUGUUGUGCUUAGAAGGGCUCAAGGAAGUCAUCAUGCUCACGCUAAAGACUAAAUAUUGUCACAAUUUUCACAGGCCUUGUCAGGUAUGUACAGCGGGUGUUCUCGAAUGCUUCCCGCUGACGUCGGCGUACGGUCUGGACGAUUUGUAUCACAAAUGCUUAAGGUGGAUAACAAAAUAUUUCACUAAAGUAUGGCCUACCAAAGCUUUUGCUACGCUGCCCAAGGUGCUUUUGGAGAAAUGCUACCAGGAGCAAAUUACUAAUUUCAAUCCGGAGACAUUUAUUGAUAUAGUGUAUGGUUGCGGUAUAAUCGUCGCAUCAUUACAAAACAGUAGAUGGGCAGAAAACGUGGCGUAUCUUUGCAAGCGUUUAAUUAACGCAGCUGCUUACUUCGCCUCUAGGUGUCUUGUGGAAAUUUUUAAAGCGAUAUCGUCGAUGCCAGCCGAAGCCCCGCAGCCCGCAGUACACGCUCUCGACGAGUGCCUUGCUACCGCCAUCCAAUGGGCCCCUACAGAGGAAGCGUGCCGUGCCUAUGCCUUCCUUUCAGGACUAGUGAAAGAUAAGCACAACCAAUUCUCAAAGCCUGAUCUCAUUAACAACGACAAUGAAGAAUCCAAGGAUACAGGACAGAGUAACCUUCUUUACAGUCGUGGCAGUUGCUGGCAAUUGCAAUGUGAAGGCGUUUUAGUACGUGCCGCACCACGAGUUGUAGGUACACAAGCUUUUUAUGAUUUACCCUAUGAUCUACGGAAGAGAUUACGCGAACUAGGCUGCAUCACGUACGAUGCCCAAGCUAUUCCAGUCAAUCCUUCCCACCUCCAAGGCAGGAAAAAUAAAACACAUCAUCACAAUAAAAUGCCCAAAUUGAACAACCCUAGUACCUCUCGCAGCUUAGAUAUGGAACAUGUGCGCGCUUUGUUCGUUCCAUAUGCAUCAAAACCUGUUACUCAGGUCAGUCCACGAGAUAUUUUAAAGAGCAACAACGAGCUCAGGGACUUAAGGAAACCAGUGCGUACAAUCCCACCGAAGGUCAGAAUGACCAAAGCCCAAGAAGAACGCGCCAAAUACAAUCUGAUCAAAAAUAAGUCACAAGAGAGUAUCAACACGAAACCCCAAGGCGGACGACAGAAAGCAUUUCAAAAUACCAAACCUAGAUAUCUAGAGCCCCGGACAUGCAAAGACAACGAUAAGAAAAUAUCACACAAAACCCAUUUACACAAAAUGAUUUCGUCCAGUGAAUCGUCGAGGAAUGUGAGCCCAGUGGAAGGGAAUGUUAGGGCCAGCCGCGCUAAAACAAAGCAAGUCUGUGAAUCUAAAGCGCAAGCUAUGUCGCAAGACAGUUUAGCGACGUCAUCACGUCCAAGAACGGCGGAGCCUUCUACUGAUUCUCUUAGCGAGUCUCAAGCGAGUAAUAAAUAUGCAACAUACACCAAAAGAAGACAUAAAGAAAAUGCACGAUCCACUGAACCCAUUAAAAUCGCCAAAUGUCAAUCUGCUCAAACAGUUUUAAAUAACGCCGGGAAAACAAAGAUACCAGUGCUUGCGAGUCAAAUAUCAAAGUCGGAGAACCACGAUUCUCAAAGGCAAUACAAUUCUAACAGGAAAUUUACAAUAACCGAUUCAAUGCCGUCGACUUCGCACACAGAGACUACAAGAAAAGUGACCACAUCACUAAUGAACCCAACCAAAGCUAGUCAAGCAAAAAUGGUGCCGAAAAUUACGAAAGAAUGCAAAGGUGUGAGCUUGAAACAAUCCAAACAUGCGACGAAACACAUGAGCCGACAAACACAGGAACGCGUACCUGACUUACAGGUGAUUGAACGUUCCGAAACAUUCCUCAAGGAUGAACCAACAUUUGGCGAUAAAACUUCAAAUCCAGGCCAGUAA